This is a messenger RNA of Lathyrus sativus (Indian pea), 1047 nucleotides long. The record is from the annotation of a GenBank genome assembly. Lineage: Eukaryota; Viridiplantae; Streptophyta; Magnoliopsida; Fabales; Fabaceae.
AUGUUAACAGCAAAUUCCAGCUACAAGAAGAAAAAGCAAAAGAAGAAGCAUAAAAGGAACAAGAAAGAAAAAACUUUUUCAACAAGAGUGAAGAUGGGUUCUCAUCUCUCAAAACAAGUAGCAAAAAGAAAAACAAUCCACACCGAAAAGAAAACUCUAACCGAUCUAAAAUCCUCCGGAGAACAAUAUCCCGGUUCUGAAUAUCACCCUUCCGAUAGAAAAAACUGGAUGAAAGAUCUCAAUCCAGAGAAACUCCACAUCAACCAAAUCGUUUGGCCAGGAACACAUGAUUCUGCAACGAACAAAAUCGGUUUCCCACUCGUCACUCGUCCUUUUGCUCAAUGUCAAUCUUUAUCAAUCUAUCACCAGCUUGUAAGAGGAGCAAGAGUAUUAGAUAUUCGUGUUCAACAAGAUCGUCGCGUGUGUCAUGGAAUUCUCGUUACUUAUAACGUCGAUGUUGUUGUGAAAGAUGUUAAAAGAUUUCUCUCGGAAACUGAUUCCGAGAUUAUAAUUCUCGAAAUCAGAACUGAGUUUGGUCACGAAGAUCCGCCUGAGUUUGAUAAGUAUCUUGAAGAGAAUUUAGGCGAGGUUCUCAUUCAUCAGGAUGAUAAUGUUUUUGGAAAAACUGUUUCGGAGUUGUUGCCGAGGAGAGUUAUAUGUGUAUGGAAGCCGCGGAAAUCGGCGCAACCGAAAGCUGGGAGUAGUUUAUGGAGUGCGGGGUUUCUGAAGGAUAACUGGAUUAAUACAGAUCUUCCUUCAACGAAAUUUGACGGGAAUUUGAAGAAUUUGAGUGAGCAACAACCGGUUACGGCGAGGAAAUAUUUUUACAGGGUGGAGAAUACGGUGACUCCGGUGGCGGAUAAUCCGGUAUUGUGCGUGAAACCUGUUACGAGAAGGAUUCAUGGAUAUGCUAGAUUGUUUAUUGCUCAGUGUUUUGAGAAAGGUUAUGCAGAUAGGAUUCAGGUUUUUUCUACUGAUUUUAUUGAUGAGGAUUUUGUUGAUGCUUGUGCUGGUUUGACUUAUGCUAGGGUUGAAGGAAAAACUUGA